UUCCAUUUUUUAAAGGUUGAACGUGAAGAUUGGGAUCAAUUGCAAGCAGAUCUUCUUAUCGCAGUUAAAGUAGCAAAUGAUUUCAAGACAGAAGCUCAACAAGAAAUCUUAAAAUUGUCAGACAAAAUAAAUGAAUUACAAAAGCGACGACACAGUUCUCGGCGUAAUGCUUUACUUCAUUGGGCGAAAAAAAUAAUCGCUAAUCAGUAUUCACAAUUGGAUGUCACUAACUUUAGUAGUGAUUGGGCUGAUGGACGAGCGCUUUGCUUUUUAUUUUCGGCUUUUUUUCCAAAAAAAAUUGAUAUUAUUGGUAAUUUAAAUGCAGAAAAAUGUGUCGAAUUAGCUCUGAAAACUGGACAAGAAGUUGGCGUAAGCGUUAAUUUGUCAGUACCAGAUUUCGUUAGAGAAGAUCGACCAGACUGGACCAUCAUUAUGAAGUAUAUACUGAAUGUUUACUAUAUUGUUUCAGAUUUAGGCAAAUAUACCAAUAUGUGA
Molecule: messenger RNA, 495 nt
Organism: Dracunculus medinensis (Guinea worm)
Lineage: Eukaryota; Metazoa; Nematoda; Chromadorea; Rhabditida; Dracunculidae
Source: the annotation of a GenBank genome assembly